Messenger RNA from Strongyloides ratti, 891 nucleotides. RefSeq names its product Cyclic AMP response element-binding protein B. The record is from RefSeq and is a predicted model, not a curated record. The transcript is spliced from 4 exons. Gene Ontology annotation, cellular component: nucleus; transcription regulator complex. Bases 1 to 891 code for a protein of 296 amino acids. Gene Ontology annotation, biological process: regulation of transcription by RNA polymerase II. Gene Ontology annotation, molecular function: DNA-binding transcription factor activity, RNA polymerase II-specific; RNA polymerase II cis-regulatory region sequence-specific DNA binding; protein binding. Lineage: Eukaryota; Metazoa; Nematoda; Chromadorea; Rhabditida; Strongyloididae.
AUGAGAAAUAAUUUUUUUUUUAUUUUUUUAAAAAUGAAUGAAACUGCUACUAUAAGUGCAUCAAACAGAGACAUUUUAAGAACUGGUGAAGAUGUUAUCUCAGAAGAUGAAGCUAGGAAACGUAGAGAACAAUUAAAUAGACGGCCUUCUUAUCGUAUGAUCCUAAAAGACUUAGAAACAGUCACAGAUAAAAGUAUUAAUAAGAAAGAUUCAAAUGAAUCAGAUAUAGUUGUUGUAACAAAUAAUACAUCGAAAUUGUCACCACAAAAUGUUCCAACACUACCGACACCAGUUCCAGUUCUUCCUUUAAAAAUGGAUGGCACAAAUUCUUAUGUCUCACCAAUUGUCUCAGGACCACAACAACAAUGUACUUCUUCUUCAACAGAAUUAAGAAUGCCAUCAUUACUUAGUGAUCCAAAUGCAGUCACGGGUUCUUCGCUAAAUAUUAUUCCACCAUCAUCUAUUCCUACAUCUGUUAUGUCUAAUCCUACCGGUAUCAUGCUUCCAUUGAACGCAGAUCUUUUGCAUUUAAAAAAUAUUAAUGAUUCUCUAACUUUGGGACCAUUUACCGGUGUAGGUAACAACAAUAGUGAUUGGCAACCUGGAUUACUUAAUUAUAAUUCACCUUCUAAUCAUAUUAAUAGUGCUCCAACAUCAGCAUCAUCAAAAAGUUCAAUAGGAAUUCCUGAUGGAGAUGACUCAACAAAGAAACGCCAAGUUCGUCUUAUGAAAAAUCGUGAAGCAGCAAAAGAAUGUAGAAGAAAGAAAAAAGAAUAUGUUAAAUGUUUAGAAAAUAGAGUUUCUGUUUUGGAAAAUCAAAAUAAAGCUCUUAUUGAAGAAUUAAAAACAUUAAAAGAAUUAUAUUGUCAAAAGGGCAAACCAGACAUGUAA